GAGAAGAUCGUUGGAGAUUGAUUCUUAUGAGGGAAGACUUACAAGACUUUUACAACUUCCCCCAAUUUGCAACUCAAUAUUGUCACUAUAAGUUAGCAACCCCAACGAUACAACACUGGCAGUUGAGAGAUUUGGUUCACUGUGAAAACUCGGAGGAGGUAUACAUAACCGAAGGGUUUGGAAUAUACAAAGUCAACUUGAAGAAACAAGUGAAGACACUUGUUCAUCAGUUGGAAUUUAAGCCAACUUGCUUUUCCAUUUACGAAGGAGUAUUAGCAGCUGGUGGACAAAGUGGAAAGCUAAAAGUUUUGCGGUUGGAAGACGGCAGAAGCUUCUUUGCGGGAAAUGUGGGAAACCAAGUCAACAAUUCUGUCUUACUUACUAAGAGAAGAGAUGAAAAGUUGUUAUUUCUUGUAAAUAAUAAUUGUGCACUUCAUUGUUUUCGUUUGGUCGAAGAUUGUUCGUUGGAAAUGGUCGGGCUUUGCUGUUUUGAAAGUCCUACUUGUUUAAAUCAUGUGGCCCUGUCCCCUGACGGCAGAUUGUUGCUUACCGUUGGAGAUAGUGGAGAAUCUUUUAUUUAUAAUGUAGAGGGAGAUUUUAGUAUCCUUUCAUCGUUUCGCAUUUCUUUGGAACCAGUAGUGUCGUGUAGUUGGAGUGCCGAUGGUCACCUUUUUGCGGUAGCAAGCCAAGAUGAUCAUGUUUAUUUGUUUGACAGUGCAACAGAAAAAAGGAUUGGAAAACUUUCAAGUCGGCAGUCAAAUGGAUUUAGAGGUGCCUGUCGCUGUGUCAAAUUCUCGCCUUGUGGAGUUUUAGACCUCAUGGCUUUUACUGAACAUGCCAACUGCGUUCAUUUGGUGGACAUUCGAGACCUGUCAAGAAGCCAACCUGAAUUUAUUGGAGAAACGGAACGAGAUGUCGACAUAGCUGGCCUUUGCUUCAAUCCACACGGAGACAAGUUGUUUGUAGGCUGUAGCCAAGGCAUAUAUGCAUAUUAUAUCGGUACCGCACAAAGACGAAGUUUUGGAAAGGGCGAUUUUACUUGAAGCAUUUCUCUUUGAGAUAGGGCCAUACUCAUAUUGUGUCAUGAAUGCUAUACAGUUUGGUGCCAUAUGAACACAAAUAACGAAUGACAUAUGUCGGCUUGCAUAUCUAAUGUGACA
Galdieria sulphuraria is the source of this 1160-nucleotide messenger RNA. RefSeq lists its product as uncharacterized. The record is from RefSeq and is a predicted model, not a curated record. The coding region runs from base 27 to 1043 and encodes 338 amino acids. The transcript is spliced from 2 exons. NCBI's taxonomy places the organism in Eukaryota, Rhodophyta, Bangiophyceae, Galdieriales, Galdieriaceae. Gene Ontology annotation, molecular function: protein binding.